Molecule: messenger RNA, 1970 nt
Organism: Manihot esculenta (cassava)
Lineage: Eukaryota; Viridiplantae; Streptophyta; Magnoliopsida; Malpighiales; Euphorbiaceae
Product: 6-phosphogluconate dehydrogenase, decarboxylating 1
Exons: 2
Coding region: 220-1677 (485 amino acids)
Biological process (GO): pentose-phosphate shunt, oxidative branch; pentose-phosphate shunt
Cellular component (GO): cytosol
Molecular function (GO): NADP binding; phosphogluconate dehydrogenase (decarboxylating) activity
Source: RefSeq, a predicted model, not a curated record
GUGAAGUCAAUCAACCACCAACCCCCAACCCCUCUCCCCACCUUCGCAAAGUGGGUGGGCGAGCCCCAAAACAAGGCGUUAAAAGUAGCUAAGGCAUCGCCUAAUUUGAUCUCCUUGAGCUUGUAGAGAACUCUGAUUCAGACGCCAUAAGCUCAGAUCAUCAAUUUUUUCUGGGUUCUUUUCAUUUGCAAACUAUAUUCACUGCUCUGAUAUUUAGAUAUGGCUCCAUUAACAAGAAUUGGGCUUGCUGGCCUUGCUGUCAUGGGUCAAAAUCUUGCACUCAACAUUGCGGAGAAAGGAUUCCCAAUUUCUGUUUACAACCGAACCACUUCAAAAGUUGAUGAGACAGUUGCACGAGCCAAACAAGAAGGAGAUCUUCCCUUAUAUGGAUUCCAUGAUCCUGAAUCCUUUGUAAAUUCAAUCCAAAAACCUCGUGUAAUAAUCAUACUUGUUAAGGCUGGACCUCCUGUUGACCAAACUAUCAAGACUUUGUCAGUUUACAUGGAGAAAGGGGACUGCAUUAUUGAUGGUGGUAAUGAGUGGUAUGAGAACACUGAGAGAAGAGAGAAAUCCAUGGCUGAUCUGGGAUUGCUUUAUCUGGGAAUGGGAGUUUCAGGUGGUGAAGAGGGUGCUCGUCAUGGACCAUCUUUAAUGCCCGGAGGUUCCUUUGAGGCCUACAAAUACAUAGAAGACAUCCUCCUUAAGGUGGCUGCUCAAGUUCCUGAUAGUGGCCCUUGUGUCACAUACAUUGGCAAAGGAGGAUCUGGCAAUUUUGUCAAGAUGGUUCACAAUGGGAUUGAAUAUGGUGAUAUGCAACUGAUUGCGGAAGCAUAUGAUGUGCUGAAAUCAGUUGGGAAGCUUACCAACGAGGAAUUACGCAAGGCUUUCUCAGAGUGGAACAAAGGGGAGCUUCUGAGUUUCUUGAUCGAGAUCACUGCUGAUAUUUUUGGAAUUAAGGAUGAAAAGGGAGAUGGAUAUUUGGUUGACAAGGUUUUGGACAAAACUGGCAUGAAAGGUACUGGUAAAUGGACAGUUCAGCAAGCUGCUGAAUUGUCAGUAGCUGCUCCUACUAUAGCUUCAUCAUUGGAUGGAAGAUUCCUCAGUGGUCUGAAAGCAGAGAGAAUUGAAGCUGCCAAAGUUUUCAAAUCAAGUGGUGUUGGAGACAUCCUAGCCAAUCAAGCUGUUGAUAAGACAAAGUUGAUUGAUGAUGUGAGGCAAGCUCUGUAUGCUUCCAAAAUAUGUAGCUAUUCCCAGGGUAUGAACUUGAUACGUGCAAAAAGUGCUGAGCAGGGAUGGGAUUUGAAACUUGGGGAACUAGCAAGGAUUUGGAAGGGCGGUUGCAUCAUUCGUGCUGUGUUCUUGGACCGUAUCAAGAAGGCCUAUGACAGAAACCCAGACCUGGCUAAUCUUCUUGUUGAUCCAGAGUUUGCUAAGGAGAUUAUUGAUCGACAAUCUGCUUGGCGAAGAGUUGUCUGCCUUGCUAUCAACUCAGGUAUUAGCACACCUGGUAUGUCUGCUAGCCUUGCUUAUUUUGACACAUAUAGGAGGGAAAGGCUGCCUGCUAACUUAGUCCAAGCUCAACGAGAUUACUUUGGAGCUCAUACCUAUGAAAGAAUUGAUGUACCGGGAUCUUUCCACACUGAAUGGUUCAAGAUUGCUAAACAGUCAAAGAUUUAAAAUUUUACUUUCUCUUGGUGCUGGUGGUAAUGUGAUAAGCUAUCCUAGCGACUUACUGCCACAGAACCUUUGUAAAAAAUCACUUAUUUUUCCUGUUGAGUGGUAUCAUCUCAUAUCAGUAAGGCAUAUUAAAAUGUUCAAUUUAUUGGGCAUAAUGUUGCUAUGCUAUAUUUUGGACCUUUUCAGGAAGAUCCAGCCAGCUUUGUUAUUUUAGAUGAAACAAUUUAUCCUUUUACUUAAUGCACUUCUUUCAGUACAAUAAGAGUGUAUAUAAGCUCCAUUAUAUUGGUUCA